ACAAUUAAACUAAUACAAAAACAUCAAAGAUAUAUAGAGAUCUGUGUCUCUGUGGUUCAUUCAGUUAUUCAUUCAGAAAUAUAUUUUUUCUGCAUUGUUUCAAUUAGGAGCCAUUUUUUUCAAAUCUGGUCAAUUUUUUUUAAUAAAGGAUUUGCUAUUUCCUUCUUGAUUUCAUAAAAAAGUUUGGAUUUUGGGACACAACCACUGAACAAGGCUCAGGCUUUUUUUUUCUUCUGGGUGGCCACCGACUGACUCAAAUUCAAAGAGCUGUUUUCUCCGAUUCUGGGUUUGUGGAGGAGGAGGAGGAAGGAGGAAGGCAUGAUGGUGGCUGCAAGGAACAGGCCAAUGCUACGAAUCCUAGGUUUUUUUAUAUGCGCAGCUUUCAUCUAUCUCACAUUUAGGGAUUUGUGGUUGAAUCACGAGAGGAAACCAAAGCUAGGGUUUGUGAAAAGGAACGGAACUCAGUUCGUUGUUGAUGAUAUGCCUCUCUAUGUCAAUGGGUGGAACUCGUAUUGGUUCAUGGCCCAUGCCGUUGAUGAACAGAGCAGAAACCUUGUCGGUGAAAUGCUUGAAGCUGGUGCUAAAAUGGGCCUCACUGUUUGUCGAACUUGGGCUUUCAAUGACGGUGGCUACAACGCUCUUCAGAUCUCCCCUGGCCGAUUCGAUGAGCGAGUCUUUCAGGCCUUGGAUCAUGUAAUCGCAGAGGCGAAAAAACAUGAUGUUAGAUUGCUGCUUAGCUUAGUGAACAAUUUGCAAGCUUACGGAGGGAAGAGUCAGUAUGUGAAGUGGGCAUGGCAAGAAGGUGUUGGUCUCAGUUCUUCCAAUGAUUCCUUCUUCUUUGAUCCUUCUAUCCGCAAUUACUUCAAAAAUUAUCUCAAGACUCUGCUCACUCGGAAGAACUCAGUAACUGGAAUAGAGUACAGAAAUGAUCCAACGAUUUUCGCUUGGGAGUUGAUCAAUGAGCCACGAUGCACUACUGAUGUCUCUGGCAAAACUCUCCAAGACUGGAUAGACGAAAUGACGGGGUACAUUAAAUCGAUUGACGACAAGCAUCUCCUCACUGUAGGCUUGGAAGGUUUCUAUGGUCCUGAGAAUCCAAAACGGCUGACUGUUAAUCCAGAACAGUGGGCCUCUGCGCUUGGAUCAGACUUUGUUCAAAACUCUAAUUCCUCAAACAUCGAUUUUGCAUCCGUUCAUAUCUACCCUGAUCACUGGUUUCAUAAUCAGACCUUUGAAGAGAAGCUAAAGUUUGUGGUGAAAUGGAUGCAAUCUCACAUUGAAGACGGGAUGAAAGAGCUAAAGAAGCCAGUUCUGUUCACAGAGUUUGGACUCUCGAACCUGAACAAAGACUACGAACCAUCACAGCGAGAUAAGUUCUACAGAAUCAUCUUCGAUGUGGUUUACAAAUCAGCCAAGCGAAGGAAAGCAGGAGCAGGGACAUUGGUGUGGCAGCUAUUCAUGGAAGGCAUGGAAACGUUUGGUGAUGACUUUGGGAUUGUUCCACAUGAACAAGACUCCAUUUAUAAACUGAUGAUCGAACAAUCGUGUAGGUUGGCUAAAGUCACAGGACGUCGUAAUGAACAUAAGUUGAAAAAACUUUGUUCUCACAGACAUUGAGAGAAUCACUUGUAAAAAACUGUUGUCAUUUUUUUCCAACAGUGAAAUUUUGAUUCUCAAAUUUUGUUGUAUACAAAGAAUCAAUUUGAUACAUUCAAUCUGGUUCCUUGGUUUAAA
Messenger RNA from Camelina sativa (false flax), 1734 nucleotides. RefSeq names its product mannan endo-1,4-beta-mannosidase 5. Lineage: Eukaryota; Viridiplantae; Streptophyta; Magnoliopsida; Brassicales; Brassicaceae. Gene Ontology annotation, molecular function: mannan endo-1,4-beta-mannosidase activity. The record is from RefSeq and is a predicted model, not a curated record. Gene Ontology annotation, biological process: polysaccharide catabolic process.